GCUUGUGCCCGCUGGGGGCAGCAGCAGUAGUUUGGGCGAAGUCUGAUACAGUGACAGUAGUAGAAGAAGAAAGUGUUUGACCGACUGGCGGAUCACAGGCUGCUGUGAUCGUGACGCCAGUAGUCAGAUCGAUCUUCAUCAGAGAGGCAGAGUCUGGAGACCGAUCGACAGGACAUAUCUGAUCGGUCGAGCUGUGGUCCCUCUGAAGUGAACCUGCUCCUUAGCAGCCUGCUGCUGCACCGUGCUGAGAUGUGUGAUCAAAAAAAAAAAGGUGUUGACCUCGGAGACGAUGAAGACGAGCUGUCAGUCAGUGAUGACUCUGAGCCUGAGGAGAGACCCACCAUGGCGCCGUUUGACCCUGAGCUUGACCACAGUGAUGAUGAUGAUGAUAAUGAAGAGGUGUGCUGUGCUCCUGCUGGCCUCAGAAAUCAGGCUCAGUUCAGUCUGAGAGGAGGUAGCUCAGCCUUCUCCAACCGCUCCCAAAGCAUCUUUGACUGUCUGGACAAUGUGGCCCGGCCCCCCUCCUCCACCUCCUCCUGCCCCUCCUCUUCUUCCUCUUCUUCCUCCUCCUCUGUGAACCAGCAGAAAGAUGGAGUUUUUGCUAGGCCUCAGGCUCCGCCCCCCAGCAGGAAAACUACCCAGCCUCCACUGAGCCCCCCCAACCCGGUCAAGAGGAGGGGAACCCCUGACUACCUGCUUAAUCCAGAGCGCUGGACCCACUACAGCCUGGAGGACACCAGUGAGACAAGUGACCAAGGUAACACCAGGGCUGCCCUCAGCUUCCUGUCCACUCUGCAGGAGAGGAAGGAGGAGGACAGGAAGCAGAAAGAGGAGGCAGAGCGCAGCUGCAGUGACUCCUCCCCCUGUAACCUCCAGAAAAAGAUGAUCUUCAGCAGACCCAGCAGGCCGAAGAGAGAACAACCUAUGGUGAGGAGCAGAGAGAAGGAGACGCUCCUUAGUCAUCUGCAGGAAGAGGAGGUGGAGGGCAGGGAGACACAGAAGGCUGGAGAAAGGAGAACAGAGGUGGAGGAGAAACACGCUGAGAAUCAAAAAAAGGAGGAGGAGCAGGGACAGAGACAGAGAGAAAAGGAGGAGGAGGAGGAGAAAGUGGAGUCCGGUCCUGUGUUCACCUCCUUCAGGAGGAUGAGCAGUAAGAACUACAGGAGGAGUUCAGUGAAGGAGGAGUACUGAACAGAGCUCUCUCUCUGAAAUAUAAAACUCUGCUGUUGUUAUGUUGUUCUCCUCUGAAUGAUCUCAUUCAUCAGGUGAACCCGAUCAAUCUGCACUGAUGACUGUGUGGGCGGAGUCAGGAAUGAAUCCUGUCUUACCUGUAGCCCCACCCAGCUGUGAUGUCACCAAGUCUGAAAGCGUCAGUCAGCACAAAUUUCUGUAAUCUCUUUGAUGUGUUCAGAAUAAACACAAGCGUGAAUGAUG
Messenger RNA from Labrus mixtus (cuckoo wrasse), 1434 nucleotides. It is a transcript of the gene tssc4, whose product is annotated as tumor suppressing subtransferable candidate 4. The transcript has 3 exons. The record is from RefSeq and is a predicted model, not a curated record. Bases 250 to 1191 code for a protein of 313 amino acids. NCBI's taxonomy places the organism in Eukaryota, Metazoa, Chordata, Actinopteri, Labriformes, Labridae.